This is a messenger RNA of Trypanosoma rangeli, 1386 nucleotides long. RefSeq lists its product as uncharacterized. The transcript has a single exon. The record is from RefSeq and is a predicted model, not a curated record. The coding region runs from base 1 to 1386 and encodes 461 amino acids. NCBI's taxonomy places the organism in Eukaryota, Euglenozoa, Kinetoplastea, Trypanosomatida, Trypanosomatidae. Gene Ontology annotation, molecular function: metal ion binding.
AUGCGCACCAGCCCUCGAGAUAUGCCGCAGCAGCCUCUCUAUCGCGGGGGUCAGACUGGAUUUCACCAGCACCACCACAGCCCUCAUCAACAUCCGCAGGUUAUGGGUCAACGAAGCAGAAAUAUCACCACUCUGGGUGGAAGCCGGGGCGGUACCACGGGCAUUUCUCCUCAUUUUGACCGUCAUCGCACGAUAAGGUUGGUGCGUCCCAGCAGCAAUACCGUGGUUUGUACGCGUCUGAACCGUAUUAUUCCAACCUUUGCAGAGGCCAAAAAUGGUGCGGUGGUCUGUGAGGAAUUUAUGGAUAAUCAAAAUUGCCCAUAUGGCGAGUCUUGCACGCAAAUACACGUUGUAAAGGAACACACAUGGGACUUUAUUACAUCCGAAACGAAUAGAAGCACAGGUCUGUUUGAACACGGAUUUAUUGUUCACUGUUACGAUCCGCGGAUGACACAGUACUAUCCGAUACCCAGCGAAUUGGUCUUAAAUACACGUGGCAGUCGCGAGUAUGUUAAAAUGUACAAUGAGUAUGGAGAUAACUUUAAGGCCAAAUUCAAGCUGUGUGAUCAUAUGCUUACCCGUGGAGAAUGCAGUUUGGGAGAGUCUUGCGAUGAUAUUCAUGCUAUUCGAAACGAUGUUUGGAACAUGGAGAGUACUACCACCCAUAUUGCAGAGCCAGAGCAGCUAUUACGCUAUCCUCGCCUUUCAGCGAAUAUCACAGUGCGUGCCUUUGAACAAAAUAGUAAGGAUUCCUUUGUUGAUUACCCCGGUGAUCAGGUUCUUUUGACGUCGGGCUCUCUUCAGUACUUGGCGGCGUUUGAAGCUGAGGGAACUAUUCCAAAGAAGAAAAUGCAACACUGUGCUCAUUUUCGGACCAAUCGCCUUUGUCGAAGGGGUGAAGGUUGCCGUUUUCUCCAUAUUCUGACAGAUGUGACUGGAUCGCUUGGUGAUUCGCUUUUGGGGGAGUUAAGCCCCCAAAGCAUUUCUUGUGGCGAUUCUCCCACCUCCGAUAUCACCGUCAACCCGCGUGUUCGCCACGGCGGCCCUUGCAUGAGUGGAGGUCAAAUGGCCGCUAGGUUUGCACAAUGGUAUUCGCCAGGAGUAGUUGACGCUGCGUCCUCAAAUGUCAAUCAGGGUAACGCAGGGGCUCUGGCGUUUAACAGUAGCGGUGGCGGCACAGAAGGCAGCAACCCUGGAUUCGUGGCACAGGAUGAACAUCAAACGUUGAGUGUAACUCCUCCAGCUACUGUGCCACCUCGAGUGGCCUCCCCCAAUUCGAUACAAAUGGGCAUGAUUGGCAAAAUGCGGAUGAUCAGCCCUACGCGGCGCAAUGACCCGUACCGUAUGCACCCUGAAGGAGAAGCACCCCCCUCUACUUCCCAUUGA